AAACAGAUUCGCUUUCUCCGGGCAGCUUCUCCAUUCCGGCGCGUUGGGGUUGUGUUGAAAACGUUAUUGCGGUCUAGAAAUCGCAACUUGCGAGAUGCCGGUUCCCACCCUGAAGAGUAGAAAUAAUUGCUGUGUGGUUGGAUGCAACAGCACCUACAAAAAUUCGCCCGAUACGAAGUUCUACGGGUUUCCCGCGAAGUCCUACGAGACAGAACGCCGCGCGGUUUGGACGCGACUGGUCCGUCGAUGCAACGCCGAUGGAACGACUUGGACCCCUACCCCGAAUUCCAAAAUUUGUAGCAAGCAUUUUUUGGGGAAUGAAAAGCGAAAUGAGGAAGCCCACCCGAGCUACAACCCUUCGAUCUUUCCAUCGCCGUACAAGAAGAGAGUGGUACUCGGGGUUGCUGAACGACACGACAGGCAACUGAAAAGGGUCGAACAACAAAGGCGUGUAACACCGUGUACAGCUGCACCUGAAGUUGAUUUACCCAUGGAGCGGCAACCAGCAGAGGAGCCAGCACCUGCUCCAUUAACAGCCAGUGCUUCCACCAUGACAGAAGAUGAUGGAGCAAGCUUCUCGCCAUGCACCCUGUUUCUUUGCUGUAACAUGGGGGGAGAUGUCUCAACCCUUGUCUGCCAUAAGACAGUAGUGGACGAAGGGUGUGGGCCAGACACGGUGUCAGUUUGCGAUAGGGGAGCUGGGCCAGUGUACAAAGAGCCCUUCUUCACUGGGUACAAGUCUGUGUGUGACGACGAGGCAAUGUUAACAAGGUUAAGUUCCGCAUCAUUUUCUUUAUUUGCUCUGUUGUUGAGCUUAUUUCCAGAUACCUCGAGGAGGCAAAAUGAACUGUCAAGCGAGAAUCGGCUCUUACUAUUUUUGAUUAAGUUAAAACAUAAUGUACCUUUUUCGUGCCUAGGCAUUUUGUUCAGUAUCCAUCGUACGACGGCAGCACGAAUAUUCAGGGUUACACUUGAAAUCCUCUGCGCCAGAACAAGAGACUGGAUUUGGUGGCCGAGAAGAGGUGCUGUCCAGGCCACCAUGCCACCAAGCUUCAAAGUUCAUUAUCCUCUUUGCAGGGUAAUAAUAGACUGCACGGAGAUGAGGGUGGAGAUGCCUCCGUCAGUCGAGAAGCAAAACCUUUGGUAUUCGCAGUACAAAGGGUGCUAUACUGUUAAGUACUUAAUUGGAGUCGCACCUAGUGGUCUUGUGACGUUCCUUUCAGAUGGAUUUGGUGGGCGGACAACUGAUACUGCUAUCACAAUUGAGUCUGGUUUUUUGCACAAACUGCAGCCCGAUGAUGUCGUCCUGGCCGACAAAGGGUUUCCAGGCAUAAUAACUGGCGUUGGUGCUAAGAAAGCAACACUGGUAAUGCCACCAUUUGCAUCAGGAGUGCAGUUCACAGAGGUUGAGGUAGACUCAACAUACGAGACAGCUUCUGUCAGGAUUCAUGUCGAGAGGGUAAUUCAAAGAGUGAAAAUUUAUACAAUAACCCAGCGUGUUUCGCAUCAUUUAAUUCCACACCUGGACAACAUUAUGCAUAUCUUGUGUGUACUCACCAAUCUGAGGCCGGGUAUAUUUAGGCCUCGGUAAAGUGCAGAUCGUUCGUAGCUUUUGGAGGUAGUCUAGCAGUGUGUAGUGUCCAUUCGCAGGCUAGCCUCGAGGUUCCGGCUGGAGAAGUGCUACUAGAUGCUUUGAGCUGCUUGCCAGUUUAGGGAAGGAAUUGAAGGGCAAUUCCGUUUUAUCUUUGGUGCAACUUGUGGGUUUCAGUGCGCUCAGGGUGGCACAACCAAGAACUAGCAUGUGUCCCACGUAGCAUGCAUGCCCUGUAGAAUGACUGCUAUGUCGCACAUGCUUUUCAAUCGUUUUACCGCAAAGCAUCGAAUAGAAACUCGGAGGCAGUACAUCUACACAACUGUGCACAGUAUUGAGAAGAACAAUAAUUUACUUUGGGAUUCAGUGACGUUGAGUGUACUGAGAACAGUCAAACUCAAAUUAACUAGAACAGAUUUGCCCUUUGAUAUACCCAGUGAGUUCAUUCCAUUUCAGUUUGACUGUGAAAUUGCCUUCAUCCCCUCGGAAUGAUAAGCAACUGUUCAAAACAUGCAUGGCACCCCCACCCCUUUGUCCCCUUACCUGAAAUGCCUUGCUGCAAUGCAUAUACUCUGGAUUUUCAUUCUGUGUUUGUGCAACUGUUCAUGCACUGAAAAAAAAGAGAUUCUUGUUUUUCCUUAUAGUCGGGAUUUAUUGAAGUUGCUCAAUUGUUAUGUGCCUGGUUUCAAGCAGAAAGACAUUCUUUCUUAGCUCAUCUUGAAUGGAGCGCAACGAGUUCUCCUAAGUAGUACUUGAAAUAAAAUGACCGUAGCUUCGGAAUUGCUUCAGAAAGGAAUUCCUCGUCACGCUUGAUGUUGAGCGUCUUGUGGUCUACAGAGCAGUACAAAUAUAGAUCGCACUCUUCAAGCUGCAAAACAUACAAGCAGAUUUGUAUUUGCGUGUAGUAUGUGUGUGACUUUCGCAAAGAAAUCUCCUUGCUGCACUUGUCCUCUACUAGGUAUGACAGAAGUGGCUUUUCCGUUAACUUCUUCUUCCAUCGGCUGGAGGGGCACUUGAUCUCAAGCGGGGUGGUUUUGCCGUCCUCGCUCCUGAGUAUAGAGAAAUAAUGAUUAGCUGGCAGGGUUUGAUAUGCAUCUCAACACGACUUGAACAAAAUAUAACCGCUGAAGGUAUGUCCGUCUUGCAUGUGUAUGUGAAAGACGUGCAUUAACGCUUUGAGAAAAUGUAUGAUGCUGAACUGAAGCCUUGUGGCAAAAAAAUAUGAUAAUGCACGCCACAAGGAGCCAUAUACCGGCAAAGGUAGUGCAUAUACCUGCACGCAUGUACUAAUAAUUUAUUCAAAUGAAGCAAAAGGGCCGGACUGUUUCAACACGGCAAGAAAAGCUUGUAGAAAACGUUAAAAAAAAACCGUUUGGAAGCGAGAAAAGUUAGUAUAAAAUGUCAAAAGAAAGCAUUUGGGAGCUCUGAGAUGGUAGUCAUUAAUUUAUUAAAAGUGCACUAAAAUGGUUUUCCAGACCGCAUUUCGAUGGUGAUAACUCGAUCUUUGUGCUCCAAGCAUCCUAGAAAUUAAAGAAUUGCAAUCAAACACCGUUCCUUUUUGCAAAAUUUUCCAUAAAGAAAAAGUGUAUAUAAGAAAGGCCGGCCGGCAGGGAGUGCGCGAGAGCUAAUCGCAAGCUGUGGGCUACCGAGUGACCUUGCGCUCUUCCGUUAAUUUGAGCUCAAAGUUUGGUUUUUAAUAAUGCUUGGAGUGCGCAAGUUGAGUUAGCACCAUAAAUAGACGUCCCUAGAAACUUUUAAGAUUCAUAACUUCUUUAGGCUCAUGACCAGCUAACUCUGCUGAAAUGUUGGCUGUCAUUUCGAGGCAUUAGUGGAGGUUUGAGCUAUAUUACCGAAAGAUUCCAUCAGGAGAACAUCCCAACCAAGGGUCUUCUGGUGCCACCACAAGCCCGAACUGGUGAACUUUGAGGCCACGGUCCUCUUCAAACUUGCUUCGGGCUUUCGGCUCGUUGCGCUGCCCAUGAGCCGUUGCUGGCGACCAGAAUGGAGCUUCAGACACCAUGGUCCUGGCGACAUCUCGAAGGUCUCUUUCACAGCGUAUCACUUUGUGGCCCUGAAAAAUAAAAGACUUGGAACAUUUACACUGAAACAAACAGUUGACACCAGAGCUUAAAGGGGCACUGCAA
Molecule: messenger RNA, 3735 nt
Organism: Ixodes scapularis (black-legged tick)
Lineage: Eukaryota; Metazoa; Arthropoda; Arachnida; Ixodida; Ixodidae
Exons: 4
Coding region: 95-1591 (498 amino acids)
Source: RefSeq, a predicted model, not a curated record